CAAAAUGGCAUUCUCACGCCACAACUGUCCAGGCCGCCGAGGAAUUUGGCAUGGCUACAAGCGCGACUUCAAUAUGCGCGGACCGAAUCCGACUGGACACUCGCAAUGAUGUACUAUCAGCGCUGGUACGACUUCCCUGAAUAUGCGCCCUUCGCCCAGGGCCUCGAGCAGCCUUGUCCUGGAUACACCCAAGGAUUCUCGUUUGAAGCCUACAGAGCCGUUGAUAUUGAGUGUCUAGGUUCGGCCGUGUGUUAUAACAGCAUCUUGUCCGGUGUUCCAUCGCUUACUCUCCCUCACAUGACCGGUGAGUUUGCAGUGGGAGCUUUGGAAGCCGAAGAGGCGACGGAUGCGCGACAUGGCGCGGCACUUGUUUACAUGAGAAACGAAAUUCUUUUGCACGCCAAGAUUAGAAAAGACCCGGAGGAUGUGGCGGCAAUUGUAACUUUUAUCACGGAUGGACUGUCUAUUCGCUUCUACGCACACUAUGAAUCCAAAUCUCCCAGCGGCAUGGUAGAAUAUCACCAAUAUCCUAUUCUAGCAGUGAAUUUGGUGGGGUCGUAUGAAGAAUUUCUUCGAGGUGUUGCCAUGCUACGAAACUGUCAAGACAUUGCUUUUGUUUUGGCUAGUAAUCUUAAGAAUGCCCUUGAACGGUAC
Trichoderma asperellum CBS 433.97 is the source of this 654-nucleotide messenger RNA. The record is from RefSeq and is a predicted model, not a curated record. Lineage: Eukaryota; Fungi; Ascomycota; Sordariomycetes; Hypocreales; Hypocreaceae.